This is a messenger RNA of Cyprinus carpio (common carp), 2700 nucleotides long. Its product is annotated as cadherin-related family member 1-like. The record is from RefSeq and is a predicted model, not a curated record. Gene Ontology annotation, molecular function: calcium ion binding; cadherin binding. NCBI's taxonomy places the organism in Eukaryota, Metazoa, Chordata, Actinopteri, Cypriniformes, Cyprinidae. Gene Ontology annotation, cellular component: adherens junction; plasma membrane; catenin complex. The transcript is spliced from 9 exons. Gene Ontology annotation, biological process: cell morphogenesis; calcium-dependent cell-cell adhesion; homophilic cell-cell adhesion. Bases 73 to 1857 code for a protein of 594 amino acids.
CUGUUUUGUGUGCAGGGUUCAGAGAUAUUCACUGUUUUUGCCAAAGACGGGGACCAGAACAACCCCAACGCCAUGCAUUACUCCAUUCUGAGCGGCAGCGACGGCUUCUUCAUCAUCAACAGCUCGAGCGGCUGUAUCAGCUUGACAUCAUUUCCUGUACAGCUGAAGAACGAGUUAUAUGAGUUAAAAGUCAAGGCUGCAGAGGUUGGACCCGACGGGUUUUCUGACUACAGCAUAACCACAGUCACUAUUCGUGUGGUGGACCUCAACAACCACCCGCCCACUUUCUACGGUGAGAACGGUCAGCAGAACCGCUUCGAGCUGACCAUGUACGAGCAUCCACCGGAAGGAGAGAUACUCCGCGGCCUGAAGAUCACGGUCAACGACUCAGACCAGGGAGCAAAUGCUAAGUUCAGGCUGCUGUUGGUGGGACCCUCUCGAGUUCUCCGUGUGGUUCCUCAGACGGUUCUCAAUGAAGCACAAGUCACCAUCAUUGUGGAAAACUCGUCCGCCAUCGACUACGAAAAAUACCAAUUCUUAACAUUCAAGCUGUUAGCGGUGGAGAUUGACACUCCCGAGCGCUUCAGUGCCACUGCGGAUAUCGUCAUCGAUCUUUUGGACACAAACGACAACGUUCCAAAGUUCUCCUCUGAGUUUUACAUCGCCAGGAUCCCUGAGAAUUCCCCAGGAGGCUCCAACGUCGUCUCAGUGACCGCGACUGACCCGGAUUCAGGGCUUUGGGGAGAAGUGAAAUAUUCCAUCUACGGCUCUGGUGCUGAUCUGUUUCUCAUUCACCCCACGUCCGGCAUCAUUUACACGCAGCCCUGGGCCUCUUUAGACGCUGAAGUGAAGUCAAAAUAUAAUUUCUAUGUGAAAGCUGAAGACACUGAGGGCAAAUACAACCUCGCAGAGGUUUUUGUCACGGUGCUGGAUCAAAAUGACCACCCACCAGAGUUCAACCAGAACUUCCUGGAGAAGACCAUGAUCAUUGGGGCACCAGUGAAAAUAGAGGCAGUGGAUGAGGACGCAGAGGAACCCAAUAACCUGAUUGAAUAUUCCAUCAUGAAAGCUGAUCCAGACAACAUCUUCGACAUUAACACGUCCACAGGAGAGAUUAAGCUAAAACCAUACAUCAGGUCUAUGGAGAUUGUGCAGAACAUCACCAAACAGAAAGACUGCCGGUGGUCUGUGGUGGUCCAGGCUCGUGAUCGAGGCUCUCCAUCCUUCAGUACAACGGCGGUUGUGAAAAUCCACAUCACGGAGGCGAAUCGGCUCAAAGGGCCCAUGGCUGCCUUUCUAAUGCAGAGCCGAGACAAUCCCAUGAAAGCUCUUGGCCUGACCGUCAGCAUCAUUACUGUAAUUGUUUUGGUGACAGUUAUGAUCUCCACCAUCAUGUACUUUCGCAACACAAAGUCCAACAGGAUCACGCCAGCACGUCGCAUCAUUCGCAGGAGGCCCAAAGAGCAGCGCAGCUGGACCUUCAGGCCACGGUUUGGACAAAGUGACCAGAGCUUUGGAAAAUUCUUCAUUGAUGAUGACUCGAGUGACAACCACAACACAAACAACAGCAGCCCCAGAGCCAAGCCUCCGGCCCCCAGCGCUCCGGUGCUCCCGCCUCCGCCUCCGGUUCACUCCCGGCCGAGCGAGCGGCUGCGGUCAGUGCCCACGGUGUCCGGCUCCCUGGCCUCCAGAAACACCAGCCGCAGCUCCAGCUGGAGGACCAGCAAAAGCACAGACGGCACCCAGAGAUCUGGCCAAGACAAAGAUGGCAGUGGCAUCAGCUCCGCUCUAGUGUCUGAGCUUAAAAUGAGAAUAGAACAGAAAAUCAAUGAGGCAAAUCAAGGCUACUAUUACUGACACACUCACCGGUGUGAGUAACGGAUACCGAUGCGUGUUUAUGGACCGUUGGACGUUUGAUGUUACAAAAAGCUCGCUGAGAAGUUUAAAGUGGCCGUCUGUUUCACCUAAAGUGUUUUUCUGUUUUUCAACAUGCCAUACAGUCAAAAAUACCUUAAAAAUGUUAAGUAACUUGCCAAUACUGGUCUAUGCACAUACAGUAUGUGUUUGUUAACAGAAAACAGCUAAUGGAUGCUGUUUAUUUCAGUAAUGUUCACCUCAAGCUCUUCAGUCUUGCUGUGCUUCUUAGACCAGUUUAUGCGUGAGUCUAGAUCUGCAAAAGUGAUGCAAACUCCACUGUAAUCUCAUAAUUAGCACCAUACUGCCAUCUUUGGGUUUCAUUCAAUUUAGUCUGAGCAAUCUAUUCAUUAAUACGUGUCAAAAUUUAGAAGAACUUAAAACAACCCUUUUUUGUUUUCUGCAGAUUAUUUAUGUGACUAUUGCAUGUACUUUAUGUCUUACUCUCUAACUCUAUUUCGUCUUUGAACAGAUUUUGCCUUGAGGAGCUUUGGUAAAAAUCUACAGACUUUAUGGACUCGGACUCUGAUUUGUAGUUAUUGCUGUCAAACCUUUUUAUUAUUGUUAUUAUUGUUUUGUUUUGUAUUGUUUUGUAUUUAAUUUUCCUGUACUUUUUCUGAGAAGGAGAGCAGAUGAACAUCCAUGUGCUAUUUGCUGUAGGCAUAUCCAAAUGUCAAAUGUAUUUAUCAUGUAUCAUCAUAUCAAGUCUGUGCUAUAAAUGAAUUAAGAAAUACAAAAUUUUUAAAGUCUUAUCUAAAAAAAUUAAAAGACACUGGUUUCAUUGUC